AUGGCGCCGUCCGUCUUUCACCAGUUCUCUCGACUACCUGCCGAGUUGAGAUUUCAAAUUUGGGAAGCGGCAUGUGUUGGACCCCUGGCUUCCCACCGCAGCCUGCAAUACGUCAACGUCCAGGAUAAGAGGGUAGCGGCAAUACCCUGCGGCUGGCCUAAAGCCCCAGAACAAAUCAUUACGACUAAAGUCAAUAGAUCCGCCUACUUGAUCGAUGGGGGUCUUUGGAGAGCGUGCAAAGAGUCGAGAGAAGUUAUCGCCAAAUAUACACAGUUUGAAGACUGGGUCAGAAUACAAAAGGGGGCCAUUUUCGACUUUAAGUACCAUGAAAAGUACAAUGCGGAGCAGUCUGAUGGAAAUGAGUCGCCUCACCCUGCAUUCAUCAAUACAUGCGAAGGCGAAGAAGAGUGUCGUAUGCUUGUCUACCCCACCAACGACAUCUUUUGCAUACAAGCGGACGAUUGGAUUGAUCUUAAAAAACAUCGAUUUCCUCCAUAUAUACACAUGUCGCUCAACCUCUACAAGAGAAAUGAUCGCGAAAAUGAUGACGACAAUCGUUAUGGCUGGCCGAUACUCCAAAGGCUCUACCUCCAGAACAUAGCACUCGAGUUUGACAACAGCUGGCUUGUAGACCUACCGGACUGCAAAUACGGCUUGGCUCAUGAGAACUCUGCGCGAGGGUUUCUAGCGAAAUUGAUAUUUGACGCAGCCUAUGAUCAUCGCCAUCUCCGCAGCGAGGGCGUGGGGAUAUGGAUCGUUGACAAAAAGGCUAAGUGGCUUAACAAUGUCGAUGAUGAUGAAGACCAUGGCUGUGUCGAUGAAGAUGAAGAUGAAGACCAUGACAAUGCCGAUAAACACCAUGACACGGUAUAUCGGGACUGUGACGGGGAGUACAUCGAGGUCCACGAAGACAAUUUCGUUGACAGGCAUCUAUGUUAUGGAGCAGGCACUAGUGCUGUCACCUUUCUCAGAGAACUUGGUUACAACACGGGGAUUAGCGAUUGUGAUUGGCAUUAUGAAUCUGAUGAUUGUGAUCCCAGCCCCGAACCUACAAAACAAGUCAGGAUGCUUGUUCGUCGGGACAACAAAGUAAAGGAAAUUACGAGGGGAUGCAAACCUAAAUGCCAUAGGGUUGGCCGGUGUAUCUGUAGCGAUGACGAGGGGGAAUGGCGGGAAGAUAAAGAUGAGGAUAAGGAUGUGAAGCUGUCGAAAAAUGAGGCUUAG
This is a messenger RNA of Fusarium sp. VM40, 1224 nucleotides long. NCBI's taxonomy places the organism in Eukaryota, Fungi, Ascomycota, Sordariomycetes, Hypocreales, Nectriaceae. The record is from the annotation of a GenBank genome assembly.